UCUAAGAGCCAAUAUGAUGACUUGGCAAAGAACAACUUCCCAUCCUGUUUCUAGUCAAGCGCCCAACUUGCAGUCGCUAUGGAAUACUUUUCUUUAUUUGAUGAAACAAUCGGGUUUUAAGGGUUUGUAUAGAGGGUAUGGGAUCAGUGUAGUGGUUCAAGCACCUGCAGUGGCAACGUAUCUGACUACUUAUGACUUGUGUAAAGAUUGGAUGAGCACGAGAUGGAACAAACAUUCGAUUUGGUUUGUUUCCAGCUCGCCUUUGGUGCAUUUAUGUAGUGGUUUUUGUGCAGAAGCAGUUAGUGCUUUCUUUUGGGUUCCCAUGGAAGUUCUGAAACAAAGAGUACAGGUUCGUUCUCAACAAUCCAAUUCAUUUGCAGCACUUGGAGAUUUGUUAAAAUACGAAGGACCUAAGGCAUUGUUUAAGGGGUAUUUUCUGACGUUGGGUGUCUUUGGUCCCUAUUCCAUGAUUUACUUUGUUUGUUAUGAGCACUUCAAGUCAUGGGGAAGAAAGUGGAACAAGGUAACUGUAGAUGAGGACAACUUGCCUCUUUCUGUCAUUCUAGCUUGUGCAGCAACGAGUGGUGCAGUUGCUGCUGCCUGUACCACUCCCUUGGACGUUAUUAAGACGAGAUACCAGACUCAAGGCGAUAUUCUUUAUCAUCAUGUCAAUCGUUAUCGAAAUAGUUGGGAUGCCGUUCGUACCAUAUGGCGUCAAGAAGGAGUGCGCGCCUUUUUCCAAGGUCUUAGUGCGAGAGUUUUAUGGAUUAUGCCUGGAACGGCAAUAACUAUGUCCACCUUCGAGUGGUUGAAGAAAACUCCUCAAAAGGUGUCCAAGUCACCGUUCCUUUCGUCUACUUGAAAAUUAUUGUUGGAAUAAACGAGACCUACGUAGUUUUAUUGUGAACAACCUGAAAACUCACCUUAUCCAGUCUCAUUUCACAAAAUCAAUCAUUCCCAUCUCUUUCUUCAUCUACACACCCAUUUUUG
This is a messenger RNA of Galdieria sulphuraria, 990 nucleotides long. RefSeq names its product mitochondrial carrier (BOU / S-adenosylmethionine carrier). The coding region runs from base 14 to 862 and encodes 282 amino acids. Lineage: Eukaryota; Rhodophyta; Bangiophyceae; Galdieriales; Galdieriaceae. The transcript has 5 exons. Gene Ontology annotation, molecular function: S-adenosyl-L-methionine transmembrane transporter activity. The record is from RefSeq and is a predicted model, not a curated record. Gene Ontology annotation, cellular component: mitochondrial inner membrane.